CACCAACCAUCCGCUAUCAAUCAAGUAUAUCACUUCAAUAUUCCCUGUUCUCUUCUUGAACGCUCUCUACAAUGCCCAUGAUGGCUCGUACUGGUCCUCUUCAAGACCUCCCACUUGUACAUUUUCUAGCCAGCGGCGCCAAUUCAGUUCCCACCAAUGCCGCUAAACCAGCCAAACGCCCUCUUUCGCCUUCAAAAUCUACCAUUUUUAGUCCGGCUAAGCGCCGCAUCUUGCACUCAGAAGGCAUUCUCCUACCUGGUGAAGCCUCCCUGUCAUCAUUGCAACACCACAUUCCAUAUUUUGGAAGUGAUGUCGGAGCCUCGCACGAUUCGUCAAUAACAUUGACAUCACCCGCACAACGUGCUGGUGCCACUCAGGGAAGCUCAAGGGAUAGACGAACACCGAGAAGACCUUCGCCAAAGUUGAUACGCUCAACCAAUGCCUCAGGAGACGACUCGGCAUCUGCACUUAGCCUCCGUCGCUCGUCUCGCCUGCAGUCAUCCCAACGCGGCGCUGAACCUGGCGCCGCCUCAAUGGCAAUUCUUCGUGAGAUGCCACUGCCUCAUGAUCGUCAGUCAGUGCAUUAUCCUGGCUUUGACACGUAUCAAGAUACGCACAUAUUUCUUACACCAUCGCGACGAACAAGUCCGUCUUCUGAUAACGAAGACUCGUGGCCUAGUAGUUCUGAAGAAGGCCUUUCUGAAAGGGAGAUCACUAAAGAGAAUAUCCCUCCUCGAAAGAAAGCCAAGAAGGCCUCUUUAACACGGUCUCCUCUUCUGAUAGAAAAAACGUUCCGCUCAGAUCGAUCUACUACUCGAGGGGAAUCCCGCCAGCUGUCCGGCAACACAACUAGCAGUUUUUGCAUGGAUGGGGUUAUCACUUCUCAGGCUUCUUGAAUAUAACCCGCGAUAGCCACUUUCUCAAUAUAGGGACAUGGGAGGGCGUUUUUGGGAGGAACCUUACAGGGCAGUCUAUUUGAUCUACGCAAUCCAUCUUCUCCUAUCUUCCAUCUGUCUUGUCUUUUGAUACUUGGUUGGCCCGGAUCUAUUAUUCACAUUUUAUGAAAUCUCCGAUGACUAUCUGCACAUUGUCAGUUACAUAUAUUUGAUACUGUAACGCCGGUUACCUGGAACAACAUGUGGUUCAACUCAUGACCUUGGAUUUGUCGGUUUAAUUCAAGUCUAAUUUGUUAUGUUCUUUCUGA
Suillus subalutaceus is the source of this 1204-nucleotide messenger RNA. RefSeq lists its product as uncharacterized. The transcript has a single exon. NCBI's taxonomy places the organism in Eukaryota, Fungi, Basidiomycota, Agaricomycetes, Boletales, Suillaceae. Bases 72 to 896 code for a protein of 274 amino acids. The record is from RefSeq and is a predicted model, not a curated record.